Molecule: messenger RNA, 663 nt
Organism: Trypanosoma conorhini
Lineage: Eukaryota; Euglenozoa; Kinetoplastea; Trypanosomatida; Trypanosomatidae
Product: Pin2-interacting protein X1
Exons: 1
Coding region: 1-663 (220 amino acids)
Molecular function (GO): nucleic acid binding
Source: RefSeq, a predicted model, not a curated record
AUGUGCGAUGAUCCGAAUGGGACCCGUUGGUCGAGGUCCGCGAACAACAUCGGCAAGUCGAUGCUGAAGCGCUCGGGCUGGACGGAGGGCAGCGGACUGGGACGGAACCAGGAGGGCGUGACGAGCCACAUCAAGACGCGGCGGAAGGAUGGCGUGAUGGGGGUCGGCUACGAGGGCGGCGUGCAGGAGGCGUGGAGCACGCAGUCGGUGGGGUUUGCCGACGUGCUCUCGCGCAUCAAGAGCGCCGUCGCCUCGGGCUCCUCCGAUAGCGAGGAGGGGGAAACGGCGGCGGCGGGGACGAACGGCGCCUCGGGGCCGCGUGGCGGGCGUCACACCGGCAUGUACGCCAAGCGCCACGCGCUGAAGACGGAGCUGCUGCGGGCGAAGAACGGCGCCUCCGCGGCGGAGAUUCUCGGCAGCGCCAGCUCCGCCCGCAAGCGGGCGCGCGACGGCGGCGGGGAGGGGGGCGAGGACGCCGCCCUGCUCCUCCCCACGCUGCGCUCCCCGCUGCUGCAGCGCGUGAUGGUGCGCGCGCCGGGGCACGAGCCGCGGCCGGCGUCGACGGACGACGGGGAGGCGGAGGUCGAAACGGUGCGCGUCACAAAACCGCGGCCGCGACCGCCGCGGUGCACCGACACGCCGUUCCUCGCGCCAGGCGAGUAG